Sebastes umbrosus (honeycomb rockfish) is the source of this 2298-nucleotide messenger RNA. RefSeq names its product U1 small nuclear ribonucleoprotein 70 kDa-like. Gene Ontology annotation, biological process: mRNA splicing, via spliceosome. Gene Ontology annotation, molecular function: mRNA binding; U1 snRNA binding. Gene Ontology annotation, cellular component: precatalytic spliceosome; U2-type prespliceosome; U1 snRNP. NCBI's taxonomy places the organism in Eukaryota, Metazoa, Chordata, Actinopteri, Perciformes, Sebastidae. The record is from RefSeq and is a predicted model, not a curated record.
UUUUACGACAUCUCUCGCCCAUUUCCGGCAUCCCGCCAUUUUGAAUCGCAGCAGAGCAGCGCGUUCACAUUCAACUGUUUGGUCUCCUCACACACGGCCUGCACAUCCGGAGCGUCACCGCCUUGAACGCACUGCUUUGUCGACUUCUGCCAGAGUUAAGUCGGUCCAGGAGACCUGCAUACAUCGUCCGCUUCUUCCUCUGGUUCAUGGUCUGACAUUUGGUGAAGACAGCGGAGGAGAGCAGGUGAAAGAUGACGCAGUUUUUACCCCCGAACCUGCUGGCCCUCUUUGCACCGCGGGACCCCAUCCCCUUCCUGCCUCAGCUGGAGAAGCUGCCCCACGAGAAACAUCACAACCAGCCCUACAGCGGCAUCGCGCCCUUCAUCAGGCAUUUCGAGGAUCCUAGAGAUGCCCCUCCACCAACAAGAGCAGAGACACGUGAUGAGCGGCUGGAGAGAAAGAGGCGAGAGAAGAUCGAGAGGAGGCAAACAGUAGUGGAGACAGAACUCAAGCUUUGGGACCCCCAUAACGACCCCAAUGCACAAGGGGAUGCCUUCAAGACAUUGUUUGUUGCACGAGUGAACUAUGAUACUACAGAGUCCAAGCUUCGUCGUGAGUUUGAGGUCUAUGGCCCCAUCAAACGGAUUUACAUAGUCUACAACAAGAGGACGGGGAAGCCUCGGGGCUAUGCAUUCAUUGAGUAUGAGCAUGAACGGGACAUGCACUCCGCCUACAAGCAUGCAGAUGGGAAGAAGAUUGACGGUAGACGGGUGCUGGUGGACGUGGAACGAGGACGCACCGUAAAAGGAUGGCAUCCUCGCAGGCUAGGUGGUGGAUUGGGUGGCACUAGGAGAGGUGGAGCCGAUGUCAACAUCAAGCACUCUGGCCGAGAUGAUGCAUCACGUUAUGAUGAUCGCCCCCUGGGAGUAGUUGAUCGGGAGCGCGGAGAGCGGGGAGAGCGGGCUGAGCGCGGAGAGCGCGGAGAACGGAGGGAGCGCAGCCGGGAGCGCGAACGGGACAACACCAACAACAAGGACAGAGAGCGCCGAAGGUCCCGAUCCCGCGAACGGCGCCGACGCACUCGUUCCCGAGAGAGGGAGAGGCCGAUUGGGGUAGGAGAGGACGGUGGCGGCGGUAGCCGGCGUCGAGAGCGAGAGAAGGACCGCGGGGGGGCAGCGGGAGGAGACAGCAGGAGUAGGGAGAGGAGUCGAGAACGGAAGAAAAGGAGCAGGAGCCGGGAUCGCAAGAGAGACAGGGAGAGAGGCAAGGGGCUGGACGGGGAGGAGGUCAGCCAGGGAGACGGGGCCCCCGAAGGCGGGGAGCGGAUGCUGGAGGAGAACGAGGGAGAAGUGGGUGAAGGAGGCGUGGAGGAGCGUAGAGACAGGGACAGAGAAAGGGAUAGGGACCGCAGGCGCAGCCACAGGGACAGAGACAGGCGCAGGGGAGACCGGGACAGAGACAGGGAGCACAAGAGGGAGCGGGGGGAGAGAGACAGGGGGGAACGCAGAGAGGAGCGCCACGGUUCCCUACGAGACGACAUGGGCCCCCAAGAUGACAUGGGCAACGAGGACGAGGGAGGUGCGCCGCCGCACAUGGAAGAGUACAGUCAGGACGGGAUGAUAGACCAGCAGUCGGUGCCAUCGGCUGACGGCUACGUCUCCAGCGAGAACGGCUACAAGAUGGAGGCACCAGGUGAUGAGUACUGAGAUAUGGCCCCUCUCCCAGCAGACCCCCCUCUCGUAAAUAAGUUGUUUCAUACUAUACUUUAACUUUUUACCAAGGCACAGGAAGCCUAAAUGAUGUCGGAGCUUCUUCAGUAGCUUUUCCUCCUAUUUGUCAAGAAUCUUUUGAAAUAUUCCACUUAAUAUCGUUGCACGCACAGUUGAUGCAUAGAAACUGAUUUGAUCUCACUAAAGUUGCAGCUGUCCUUGCAUUGCCCAACUAAUCCGUGCCACUAGAUGUUCUCAGAUUACCUUAACGGUCUUUUUUUUUUUCUUCUUUUUUCACUCGGCUUGGGAUGAACUGUAAAACACAAGCUCUAUUCGUUUUAGAUGGGUACAUUGUGUCGUCUUUUACUUCCAGAUUCAUAAAGCAGUUAGAUUGUAUGCGCAUUUGGAACCAAGUGACAAAUUUCUCCUCGAUGUAUGUGAAAUUGAAGGAAACGUAGUGUUGUGUGACAAUUGAGGGCUGUUCCGUUUAUUCAUUCUGGAAUAAAGUUUUUUUUUUUAAUUAUAUCUGCUGUCAUUUUAAUAAAGAUGUGGCUUAAAGACAGAGCUCCUCCAUAUUGUAUCCUCCUGA